UCUGCUCCGCGCUGCUCCGCGCUGCUCCGCUCUGCUCCGCUCUGCAGCCUCUGCAUUGCUUCCUCGGAUCCACACAAGCUGACCGGGCGAACUGUCUUCCACGGUUCCACCCCUUCCAGGUCACUUCAUUCCAUUGCCGUCGAACCUCAACCUGCUUCUGCCUCCGCCUCCUCUCUGAUCCCAACUGCAGCAGCUUGCAUUGCAUCCACACCUCUCUUCAUUCAGGCUCUCAGCUGCAUCCGUCUGCAUCCUCCACUCCCUGUGUGUGACCAGCGCCGCAAUCGCGACCGCAUCCGCACCACCCACUUCGUCAGUACAGUGCUGUACCUACGUGUGCGACACCGCGCAUUGGAAAUACAACCCAACUUCACCACACCACACCACACCACACCACACCACACCACAGCACGCCCGUGAAAGUCCCAAGCAGCCGAAAGCCCUCCUUCCUACACGCUCCCGCAGUACACACUUUCUUGGCCCCCCGAGAGUAGCUCCUGAAGCCUCACUCAUACACCGUCCGACAGUACCUAUCUGUACCUGCACCGCUCGUCGCCUUUACCGACCACCACCUUACCCACAAGAACGUCCAUCUUAGCCAUGUCAGGCGCAGCAGACGACUCGUACCGCCCCGGACGCGAAAGAUCCCCUAGACGUCGGUCCCGUUCACCACGGUCUUCCAGACGUCGCUCCUACAGCCCUCGGUCUCGCAGCCGCAGCCGUGAGGAUCGCCAUCGAAGUGAUAGAAGAUCUCGAAGCCCAAUUAGCGGCGGAAUGUCAGCCGGCGGAGGAGCACCACAUAGGACCUUUGAGGAAAGAGCCCAAGCCAGAGAGCAGAUGUUGGCCAGCCUCAAGGAAUCAUCCCAACAAGACCGUCGUGUCUACGUUGGAAACCUUAGUUAUGACGUCAAAUGGCAUCACCUCAAAGAUUUCAUGAGAUCUGCUGGGGAGGUUUUAUUUGCAGAUGUGUUGUUACUUCCGAAUGGAAUGUCGAAGGGAUGCGGCAUUGUAGAAUAUGCCACGAGGGAGCAAGCUCAACAGGCCGUCAACACUCUCAGCAACCAAAACCUCAUGGGAAGACUCGUCUACGUUCGAGAGGACCGUGAGGCCGAACCCCGAUUUACUGGCCCGCCUGCAGGAGGUCGCGGCGGUUACGAAGGCGCCCCAGGCCGUGGCGGAUUUGGCGGCGGCUUUGGCGGCGGCAUGGGUGGGGGUGCUGGUGGUGGUCGCCAAAUCUAUGUUUCGAACCUGCCUUACACGGUAGGAUGGCAAGAUUUGAAGGACCUGUUCCGUCAAGCUGCUCGCAAUGGUGCAGUUAUCCGUGCCGAUGUUCAUGUUGGUCCAGAUGGUCGUCCGAAGGGCUCUGGAAUAGUCGCUUUCGAGAGCCCAGAUGAUGCACGCAAUGCAAUCCAGCAGUUCAAUGGCUAUGAUUGGCAAGGUCGUCCACUGGAAGUCCGAGAAGAUCGCUUUGCCGGUGCCGGUCCAGGAUUUGGUGGCCGUGGCGGAUUCGGAGGCGGGCGUGGAGGGUUUGGAGGUGGAUUCGCCGGUCGUGGUGGUCCAGGCUUUGGAGGUCGGGGUGGCUUUGGAGGUGGAUUUGGCGGGGGUCGUGGCGGCUUUGGAGGUGGAUAUGGAGGUGGAGCUCCUGGUGGCGGCUACGACGCUGGCGCACCUUCAGCGGCUCCCAACCCAUUCACCGACUACGCAACUGCUGGCACUGAAAGAAGCGAGAUCAUCUAUGUUCGAAACCUUCCAUGGUCUACAAGCAACGAAGAUCUUGUAGAACUGUUCACCACGAUUGGAAAGGUUGAGCAGGCCGAGAUUCAAUACGAACCAAACGGCCGGUCUCGAGGAACGGGUGUUGUCCGGUUCGAUAGUGCUGAUGGCGCAGACACUGCCAUUGAAAAAUUCUCUGGUUACCAAUACGGCGGCCGCCCUCUCGGAUUGAGCUUCGUCAAAUAUCAGACUCCUGGCGGCGGCGGCGACGCAAUGGAAACCGAAGCUACCAGUCUGACCCAGGACCAGAUCAUGUAG
Cadophora gregata is the source of this 2028-nucleotide messenger RNA. It is a transcript of the gene MYEF2, whose product is annotated as Myelin expression factor 2. The coding region runs from base 598 to 2028 and encodes 476 amino acids. NCBI's taxonomy places the organism in Eukaryota, Fungi, Ascomycota, Leotiomycetes, Helotiales, Ploettnerulaceae. Gene Ontology annotation, molecular function: mRNA binding. Gene Ontology annotation, cellular component: cytoplasm; nucleus. The transcript is spliced from 13 exons. The record is from RefSeq and is a predicted model, not a curated record.